AUGGCCUGGGUACCCCCAAAUGUGACUGUGUAUGACCCCAGUGUGAGCGACCCUUUAACCACCGGGAACUUUUUAAGUUCAACUCAGAAGCCCUUGGAAUGCCCAGAAACCAAGUCUACAGUGCACUACAUCAUGGUCUGCCUGGACCUGAUCGUCAGCCUGGCAGGGCUGGCGGGGAACGGCCUCGUCCUCUGGAUCCUCGGCUUCCGCCUCGAGAGGCCCCCGCUCACCCUCUACAUCCUCCACCUGGCCAUCGCCGACUCCUGCUACCUCCUCUGCCAGAUCGGACUCAGUUUCUUAGUGAUUCUGCAAUUAGUUAGGUACGACAUAAUCAUACGUAAAGUUCUAUUUACAGUUUCUCUUUUCACGUUCUCCCUCGGCCUGGGCCUGCUGUCCGCUCUCAGCACUGAGCGCUGCCUGACCAUCCUCUUCCCCAUCUGGCAUCGCUGCCACCGGCCAAAGUCUCUGUCGGCCAACGUGUGCGCCCUGCUCUGGGUCCUGGAUGCCCUCUUAAUUUUGCUCUGUGUCUUCUUCUGUGAAUUAACAGUCCACUCAAAGGUCUGCAUAACAGUAUUAGCUGUGUGGAGCUCACUGGUCGCCCUGAUGCUGUUUCUGGUGGUCCUAUCCAACAUCGCUCUGCUCAUCAGCAUCCGGUGCCGAUCCCAGCGCCGGCAGCCCUCGCGGCUCUACGUCACCAUCUUGCUCAACAUCCUGGUCUUUCUUUUCUGUGCCACUCCCUUUGGCAUCAACAAGUUAAUUUCUCUUUGGGUUAAUUGUACACCUUCCCAUUACUUUCUGGCCUCUCAGUUCUUGUCCUGCUUGAAUAGCAGCGCCAACCCCGUCAUCUAUGUCCUGGUGGGCCGCUGGGGGAAGCGGAGGUCACAUGAGCCACUCGCCAGGGUCCUACACAAGGCAUUUGAGGACCACCCGGAGCCCAGAGAGCUGGGGGAGACCUCCACCACAGCCACCACAGAGGUGUCAUCCUAA
Molecule: messenger RNA, 987 nt
Organism: Ornithorhynchus anatinus (platypus)
Lineage: Eukaryota; Metazoa; Chordata; Mammalia; Monotremata; Ornithorhynchidae
Product: mas-related G-protein coupled receptor member D-like
Exons: 1
Coding region: 1-987 (328 amino acids)
Biological process (GO): G protein-coupled receptor signaling pathway
Cellular component (GO): membrane
Molecular function (GO): G protein-coupled receptor activity
Source: RefSeq, a predicted model, not a curated record